AUGGGCCCCGGCGAAUAUGUUAUUGUGCCUUCUUACAUUACCAAGUGCCAUAACUGCGGCCAUGGUUCAGAUUUGCGAGGAUGUCCCCAGUCUCCUUUGAACAUUGAAGGCGAUGCUGGAAACUGCACUUCUCCUGAGGCAGUGAAGAAAGUGAGACAGCAGAUUAUUGAACAUAUUGACUUGUGGCUCUCACAAUGUGAUUACGAUGGAGAUGAUGAUGCAUCUGAUUUCUUGGGGACAGCAAGGAGCAUGGUUUCUUCUUCCUGAACUGGCUAUUAACUAUAAACUGUAGGUAAAUCCUAUAUCAUGCACAAAUAUCUUCUCGAAAAAGAGAAGCGAGUUUAUGAUUUUAUGAUAUAAUUAUAAUUUGCACGCAUACUUCUCUAUUUGAACAUUGUUUAUCAAAUAUUUAGUUAUUUUUGUCCAGUGAGAAGUUUUAGCCUGUAGAGGCUGUGCUUAGAACAGUGACUGACUGUCUUUAUCAUAAACUGAGUUAUGAAAAUAAUCUUUCCCAGUUUAUGGGUAAUAUUAUAUUCAA
This is a messenger RNA of Dendrobium catenatum, 538 nucleotides long. RefSeq names its product probable serine protease EDA2. The transcript has 4 exons. NCBI's taxonomy places the organism in Eukaryota, Viridiplantae, Streptophyta, Magnoliopsida, Asparagales, Orchidaceae. The record is from RefSeq and is a predicted model, not a curated record. The coding region runs from base 1 to 267 and encodes 88 amino acids.